Messenger RNA from Aspergillus aculeatinus CBS 121060, 5016 nucleotides. Its product is annotated as kinesin family protein. The transcript has 3 exons. Gene Ontology annotation, biological process: microtubule-based movement; mitotic spindle organization. Lineage: Eukaryota; Fungi; Ascomycota; Eurotiomycetes; Eurotiales; Aspergillaceae. The record is from RefSeq and is a predicted model, not a curated record. Gene Ontology annotation, molecular function: ATP binding; microtubule motor activity; microtubule binding. The coding region runs from base 1 to 5016 and encodes 1671 amino acids.
AUGGUUCAUGUCAUCAACCCGACUAGUCUUGCAGUAGAUGUUCCUCAGGGCCGCAAGCUCUUCGUUUUCGAUCGCGUGUUCUCCGAGGCGGUUGAUCAGGACGGGAUCUGGGAAUAUCUAAGCGACAGUGUGACUUCUUUCUUGCAGGGUUACAAUGUCUCCAUCCUGGCAUACGGACAGUCGGGCGCGGGAAAGUCUUACACCAUGGGAACCUCGGGACCUACUGAACAACACGACCCGAAAUCCAUGGGAAUCAUUCCUCGUGCCGCGCAACUUCUUUUCGAGAAACUAGACGGCCCGCCCAAGCAUAAUCGUCACAGUUCAUCCGGUCUUCGCACUCCAGCUCGUUACUCGGUCGGAUCCACUUCUAGUUUUGGGAAAGCGAGCGUCGAGAAGAAUUGGCAGCUUAAGGCCUCUUAUGUUGAGAUCUAUAAUGAACAAUUGAGAGAUUUGCUCCUUCCUGACAAUACGCCCUUCAGUGAUCGCAGCGCGGUCACUAUCCGUGAGGAUACCAAAGGCCGGAUUAUCCUCACUGGUUUACACCAGGUGAAUAUCAAUUCGGUGGAAGAUUUGAUGGGCGCCUUGAGCUUCGGAUCCUCGAUUCGACAGACUGACUCGACUGCCAUCAAUGCAAAAUCCUCGCGUUCGCACGCCGUAUUCAGCUUGAAUCUGGUCCAGCGGAAAUCUUCGAACGGAAUCGUGUCACCUAAAGACAAACGAAUGUCCAUGCCGGUAGAUAUGACACCUGGAUCGGAUCACACCAUCACAGUUGAUAGCAAGCUUCACUUUGUUGAUCUGGCAGGAAGUGAGAGGUUGAAGAACACCGGAGCAUCGGGUGAACGGGCUAGGGAAGGUAUCUCGAUCAAUGCCGGGCUUGCUGCACUCGGCAAAGUUAUCUCUCAGCUUUCGUCUCGCCAAGCGGGCUCACACGUUUCUUACCGCGAUUCAAAACUUACCCGGCUGCUCCAGGACUCGCUCGGUGGAAAUGCUUAUACAUACAUGAUUGCCUGCGUGACUCCCCCAGAAUUCCACCUGAGUGAAACGCUCAACACCGUUCAGUACGCGCAGCGAGCUAGAGCAAUUCAGAGCAAACCGCGCAUCCAACAGGUCAACGAUGAUUCUGACAAGCAUGCGGUUAUUGAGCGACUGAAGGCGGAGGUGGCAUUUUUGCGUCAACAGUUACGUAAUGCAGAAGAGGCGGACCGGCGAAGCGUCGCCCCAGCUGAACGAACGGAGCGCCAGAAUGAGAGGGAAAUUGAACUUCAAAAUCAUCUGCUGGAUGUUCAAGAGAGCUACAAUGCGCUCAGCCAACGUCAUGCCAAGCUUAUCUCAGAGCUGGCCCGGGAUUCUGAAAGGGGCGCUGAAACAGAUCCAAACGACAUUGCUGGUGUUGUCGGCAAAAGCUCAGUGGAGAGACUCAAGAGAUCUCAAUCAUUUGCAGAGUCUAUUGAGCAGGUUGUUCUCGAAUACGAGAAAACUAUACAAAGCCUUGAAACCUCUUUGUCGAACACCCGGUCUUCUCUCUCCACGACGGAAAGCACUCUCCUUGAACGCGAGACUAAAUGUGCAUAUGUCGAGACUGUUAACUCACAGUUACAGUCCCGCAUUCAGAAACUUUUAGAUCGUGAGGGUAGCACGGAAGCGUAUCUGCACGAACUGGAAUCAAAGCUCGAUGGACAAUCGUCUGGCGAAGAGAAGCAGGAGGCCAUGGUGUCAGAGUUGCGCAAAGAACUCAGCCGUGCUCGUGAAAGUGAAGCCAACUGUGAGGAAUACAUUUCCACUCUGGAAGAGCGCUUGGCUGAGGCGGAUCAAGACAUGGAGCUGAUGCAGAGAGAGCUGGAGCGACUCGAGCACGUCGUCGAGCGCCAGAGAAGCUUAGGGAAGCUAGAUAACCUUCUUUAUGAGCUCGAUCAUGUUCAACAAAACGGCACUCAGAAGGAGGACGAGCUCAGUGACGAGUUUGAGCACGUUUCCAGUGUUCCUACCAAGGGCGCCUACAACCCUCGCUUGCGCGCAACUUCGCUUGAUGUAUUGACUGAAGCUGCCGAGACCGCUAUUCCGGAAUCCGAUGAAGGACUGAGCGAAUCAGUGCCUACACUUGCGGACGAGACUCAAGUCGAUGCGCAGUCGGUCGCUGAAGAAGACGAGCGCGACUUGAAGACCUUAGAAAAUGCAACAAACCACCUUCAACCUGAAGCUGCGGAUACGCAAAGCCGGUCUCCCAGCCCUACUCAGUCGAAGGUUGUUGCCGACAAACUUGAAACGGUAACACAAGAGCUUUUCGACUUGCGCUUGCAGCACGAGACCACUCUUAAUGACUAUGAAUUACUCGAGUCUAAGUACGAGGCUGCCAUGAAGGCCCUUGCUGAGCUUCAACAGGAUGCUGCAGAUGAAGCACGCCAUCCCGGAUCGGACCUACGGAACCUUCUAUCACCCACUGCGUCUUCACGUCCGGUAUCUUUUUUAGACGAUGCGAAGAUCCCCGAGUCGAAAGUUGGAACACAACGUUCCUUCUCGCAAUCACUCUCAUCGGAGUUAUCCUUGGCCGGGGAGCCUGCUGCUUCGCACGAACCAUCUAAUACAAACGAGCAAUUGACUGAGCAGGAGGUCCCAAACAGCGCUCGUAUCUCUGAGGUCGAUGAAGCCAGAGCUCAGGAGGUUGAGCAGAUGCGUCGUCUGCUCUCUGAGCACCAAGAAGGUGUUAGCAUCAUGACGCAGAAGUAUGCACAGCUGCAGGCUGAACAUGAACAAACACUCAGCCUCAUUGACACUCUCAAGGCCGAACUGCAGAAACCCAAGUCGUCAUCGCCGCCAACAACACCGGGCUUCAAGUCCCCUGUGAUCCGACGUAAGACAAGCCAGAGCCUGAUUGGCAGUGUUGAUCGUGCACAGAGAUCUCUGGCCGCGCUACGUAACAUUGCCUCUGAGGAAUUCGAGUCUCGUCCUGAUACCAUGCAAAACUUUGAGGUCCACCUCGAUUCUGCUAUGCACGAACUGUAUAAUCGCAUGGAGCGUAUCCAGGCGCUCGAAGCUGAAAAUCAGAGUGUCAAGAAGGAGAUGGAAAUGAAGUCCACGAUCAUCAGCGGACUCACUCGAGAGAGAUCUAGCUUACAGGGCGGUGCAUCUCAGGUGGACAUGGGUCUCGUGUCUCAGCUGCGUGAUCAGGUUGUUCAACAAGAGAAUAUUAUCACUGAAAUGAGAGAAGCGCACGAGGCUAGGGAGAAGUUGCUGCUGUCUGAAAUUGAAGAGCUCAAGGGUCUCCUCAAAACUCAAGAAGAAGCCGCUAAGGCUUACGAUGCCGGUGCCGAGGAACAAGAUCGGAAGAUCAAUUCCUUGAACGGCGAACUCUUCGAGUGGAAGAACAAACAUCAAAAUGCUGUUCAAUCUCUGCAGUCAUCGGAAGAGCAGCUUAGUGCAACUUUAGCAGAGCUUGAUACUGCUCUGGCUUCUUUGGACGCAAUGCGUACCGAACAAGCUGCUGCAGGUGAAGCAUCCGCUUCCAAAGAGGCUGCUGCAAGAGAGCUGGAAAGCGAAAGAGCGCAACAAGAAGAAACUGUCAGUAAGCUAAAACGCGUUAUCGAGGAACACCAAUCUACAGCUACCAUCAACCUUGAGAAGAUCGCGUCGCUAGAGAAAUCAUAUGGUGAAGCCCAGCAGCAGUUGACAGACCUCCAGACCGCUAAAGAUAACGAUGGCAAUGAGGCAGAGAUGCAUCAGUCCCGCAUGGCUGAAUUGGAGAAAGAAAUUGAGACCCACAGAUCACUCUCUGAGACUUACAAGAAGGAUCUUGAGUCUCUGCACGAGACUCACAGACGAGAGAAAGAGGAGUUGGAGUCUCGCGCAAGAGCCGCCAUGCAGGCUGAGUAUGAGACACGUUUCACGGAUAUGAACGCCGACCAUGAGCAAGCCAUGGAAAAACUGAGAUCUGAGAUCAUGGCAUCACGCGACGAAUUGACGACCUUGAUGCAAUCGGUUUCGCGAUUGUUGAACUCCGAUGUUACGGCUGACAACCUCGCGGACCAGAUUCAGGAUGUUUUGAUGCAAAAGCAGCACUUCUCUGACAAAUACGCGGAGCUUAUGGAUUCGAAUAAUGAUUUGCGCAAGCAAUUAGACGACAAGAGCAGCGAAGCUGGCCGUCUCGACGAGCUUACUCGAACUAACGCGGCUAAAGACGCCAAGGUAAAUGAGCUUGCUCUGCUGGUGGCCACUUUGGAGGAUACUCUUCUGCAGAAGGAAGAACAGGUGAAGAAAAAGGAGGCGCUUCUUGCAGAAGUUCAAGAAGAAAAGGAGCGGAGUGUCCGUCUUGUUGAGGAGCUCGAGGAGCAGAUCACAAACAGCUUCGAUCAACACAACAACCGCCUUUCCGUGAUCCAACAAGAGCGCGACCAAGCUCUGGAGGAUGCCAAGGUCAAGAUUGCUACUUACGAGACGGAGAUUGAAACUUACCGUUUGCGGAUUGAGCAACUUGAGCUGCAACUCAAGAAUCACGAUAGCUCUCACGAUCGCAGCAGCUCGAUCACAUCUAACCUUCGCAAGAGCUCCUCGGCAGCCUCCCUUCCUUCUCCACCUCCAGCAAUUCCUCUGCCACCACUUCCCAACAUCGCAGCCGCAACCAACGGAACUGGCAGUAUCUCUCCGCCAAGCUCGCGGCAUACCAGCAAAGAGUUGGUCAGCACGCAAAUUGUUGAAGACCAAGAGGCGCGCAUUCGUACCAUUGAGAAACACUUGAACGCCGAAAAACAACUUACGGCCACGUUGGAAGAAGCUCUUGGCGAUCUAGAAGCCCAGAGUAACAAGGUCAAGACCGAUUGCGACAAUUGGAAGAAGAAGGCCUGGCAACUGGAGGAGGAGCUCACGACUUUGCGUAAGGAGCGCACCUCACAGCGUCUUUCUCUUCAAGCUGUUGAGGAGGAGAGAAACGCUCGGCGGGAGGCGGAAGCCGCCAGAGCGCAGCUUGAAGAGCGCAUGAAUGCGCUCAACAAGAAGAAAAAGAAGAGCACGCUCAAUUGCUUCUGA